Cotesia glomerata is the source of this 2443-nucleotide messenger RNA. It is a transcript of the gene rump, whose product is annotated as myelin expression factor 2. The record is from RefSeq and is a predicted model, not a curated record. Bases 149 to 1843 code for a protein of 564 amino acids. NCBI's taxonomy places the organism in Eukaryota, Metazoa, Arthropoda, Insecta, Hymenoptera, Braconidae. Gene Ontology annotation, molecular function: mRNA binding. Gene Ontology annotation, cellular component: cytoplasm; nucleus. The transcript has 6 exons.
GCCAUUUUGUCAAAUCCGCUGACUCAAUAGACGCGUCUUUUACUCCGUAAUCAAUUAUUUUGUAUCGGCGUAUUUUCCGCAAGUAUUUUAUUGAAAUUAUUGUAUAAAAAAAAUAAUUAUUACUUUUUGAGCGUUUUAAUUCAUCAGUAUGAUCAAGGCCGACGAAGCCCAGAAUCAAAAUGAAGAUCGUGAGCGCAGCCGAGAGCGGGACAGAAACCGGAGAUCUGACCGGCAGCGUCUGAAUUCAUCUAGCCGCGAUCGAAGCCGCGAGCGCGGCGGAGCUGGAGGAGGUGGCUCAGGUGGCCGACGUAUCUCCGAGCGUCGUAUUUAUGUAUCGAACAUCCCCUACGACUUUCGUUGGCAAGAUCUCAAGGACUUGUUCCGCACUGAAGUAGGAAAAGUCGCUCACGUUGAAUUGUUCACUGAUGAAAAUGAUAAACCACGUGGGUGCGGGAUUGUUGAGUUUGAAGACUCGGAGAGUGUGAAGGUUGCUGUUGAAAAAAUGCACAGAUUUGAUAUUAAAGGACGGAAGCUUGUUGUUAAAGAGGACUACGACGUAGAGCGUGACAAGUAUGGCCGAUUGCAAUCCUCCCGGGACCACGAUCGCUCAAGAGACGACCGCUUCCGUGAUUCUUCUCGUUCGAACGCGAACCGAGGAAGUUUAGUCAGCUCUGGGUCAGUCUUGGGCAGCAACGGAGACAAAUUCGGCAACACCUACGGCUUGAGCACACAAUUCCUAGAAUCUUUAGGAAUAAACGGACCACUGGUGACCCGAGUGUUCGUAGCUAACCUGGACUACAAAGUCGAUGAGAAAAAACUUCUGGAAGUUUUCAAGCUGGCAGGAAAAGUCUUGCACGUAGAGUUAGGCAAGGACAAGGACGGAAAGUCCCGCGGGUUCGGUGUCGUAGAGUACGACCACCCAGUCGAGUCCGUACAGGCGAUCUCUAUGCUCCACAAUCAGCAGCUCUAUGAUAGAAGAAUGACUGUGAGACUUGACCGUGCUAAUGAUCCAGACUUGCCACCGAAGCUACCAGAAGGCUUGAAGUCAAUCGGCAUGGGAUUAGGUGCUGGAGGCAAUCGGCUGAUGGAUGUUGCUCGAAAUAUUCCCAAUGUCGCUUCCAAUGCUCCUGUUGUCAAUUCUAUCGCUGCUCCAGUUCUUGCUACUAGUGCUUUUGGAGGUGGACUUAAUAAUGUUGUUCCAGCUCAAUUAGCAUCAGCCUUGUCAAAUUCAAACGCAGCAGCGUUACAAGCGAGCUUAGCCAGUGGCCUUAGCAACAAUCUAGCGAAUUCAUCUCUGCUGAACUCAUCCCUCACCUCCGAGCUGGCCUCCAACUUAAACAAUUUCACUGGUAACGUCAGCGGACUGUCGAGCUUGCAGGCGUCCUUAGCAGCCAGCAAUCAGGGAAGCAAUUCUUUUGGUCAACGUGGCUUGGGUAAACUUGACGGAGAUGUGGGUGGAUUUGGAGGAAGUAGCUUCGGCAAUUCUAAUUACGGAGGAAGUCGUGGAGACUUUGAUGCUUUCAACCGCGAUUCGGAUCGCAUGGCUAAUGCUAACGCUGUUUUCUCAGCUAGUCAGAGCCAGCAGUCUAAUGCUAAUCGUCAAUCUAGUAAUGGAGCAAGACCUAUGUCUGAUACUAUUGUUAUUGCCAAUUUACCGCCAAGCACAACGUGGCAAAUGUUACGCGACAAAUGCCAAGAAAUUGGUGAAGUUAAGUUUGCUGAAAUGAGAGGCAAUGAUAUUGGAAUGGUUCGUUUUGCAUCCGAGUGGGAUGCUGAGAGAGCUGUCUCAAUGAUGAAUCGUUCACGAAUCGACGGGCGAGCAAUUGAGGUACGACUUUACUAAUAUAUUAACUUGAUUAACACAAAGUUAAUAGAGUUACUCUAUAAAGGUAAUCACCAACACAUAAAAUUCCACAAUUAUUUCUCAUUAGCAUUAAUAUUAAUUAACAAGCAAAAAAUCUAAAGAUUAACAGCGCAUCAAUUAUGACAAUUGGUAAUAAUUUAUCAGAUUAUCAACAAUCUUCCGAUUUACUGAUGAUUAUUUAGGGUCUGUUGAUGGUUCAAUUAUUUACUCACUAUUUUAUUCCAUUGAUUCCAUCGACUUUUAUUCACUAGUAUUCAUUGCUCCAAUAGUCGUAUUUUUUUUCUCAUUCAGUUCUAUCAAAUAAAAAUUAUUUUUUAUCUAGACGUAUUUAAAAUAACUCUCAGUUUAUUACAAGGUGAUUUGUCGAGAUUUUUUUUAUUUUUUUUUUUUUUAAUUCUGGACUUGUAGAAUAUUUAAGUACCAUGUAUAAGUGAUAGCUUGAAAAAAAUAUUCGAUAGAGCUUUUUGUUUGUAUCGUAUUCGGUUGAAUUGAAAUAAUUAUAAUUAUAAAAACUAUUUAAUCACUGUGUAUCAAAAGGUGUCCAAUUGUAAUAAUAAAAAAAAAAAAAAAAAAAUUAGU